AUGCGCCUUGUGGAUACCACAGUAUUUUUAGGAAUAACAUUAGAUUCUAAAAUACAGUGGGGCCCACAUAUUGAUAGAUUGUCGAGUAGACUUAGCUCUGCAGCAUAUGCCGUAAUGAAGAUACGUAGGUUAACUGACAUAGAUACUGCCAGAUUAAAAAGAGCAAUUCGAGCAAUUUAUAAUCUUAGGAUUAGGGACUCUUUAAGGGAGAAAUUUAAGGAAAUAGACAUUAUGACUGUUGCUUCUCAAUACAUAUACGAGAACUUAAUUUACUCGCUAAAAGGAACCACUACAGGAGAAGACAUUCUUAAUGAAUUUCAAAAGGUAUUUACAAGUUUCGCCUUGCCAUGGUCAAAAUUAGUUGGAGUAUGCACAGAUGGUGCACCUUCCAUGAUCAGCUUACGUCAAGGUUUCAUCGGAAUUUUGAACGAAAAAGCAACUGAAUUGAAUUUACAAAAAGGGCUUAACCUUCGUCAAAUCAAGGCGUUUUUGGAUGAAAUAUCAGACGAAUAUGACGACGUAAUAUUUUAUUCUGAAGUCAGAUGGCUUAUAAAUAAGAAAAAAGACUUUAUGCAAAUAAAAGAUAAACCCCUAUCUGAAUUUGAUUUGGAAUACCCAAAAUGGAAAUGUGGCUUAGCAUACCUGGUUGACCUUACUGGCUAUUUGAACGACUUAAAUUUAAAACUUCAAAAACAAGGACAUUACCAUUUCAUCAUACUCUCUGCGUGUGAGAAUAUUGCUUAUGCUCAAUAUGCUGAAGAACUCAAGGUACUGUCGGAGCAAUUUUCGAACAGAUUUAGCGAUUUCAGAAACAUGGGGGUCUGUUUCAAUUUAUUUGCUACUCCAACAAAAAGUAAUGUACAAAAUGCUCCAAUACACUUGCAAAUGAAAUUGAUCGAGAUUCAAGAAAACUCACUACAAACAUCUAAAUUUGAAGACGUGGAGUUGUUUCUUUUCACUGAUGAAAGUAAUAAUAAUUUGGAACUUUUUUUACGUCUUUGUAUCAGUGGAAUUAAUCCAAAUAUCGAUGGAUUAGUUUCCCAAGUUCAAGCUCAAGUGUCUCAUUGA
This is a messenger RNA of Diatraea saccharalis (sugarcane borer), 1068 nucleotides long. NCBI's taxonomy places the organism in Eukaryota, Metazoa, Arthropoda, Insecta, Lepidoptera, Crambidae. The record is from the annotation of a GenBank genome assembly.